AAUAAUUUUUUAGAUAUCAUUGUCAUUCAAGCAGUGUGUAAAACAUGUUGAUUAAUGUAAAUUUUGUGAUUUUUUUCUUCUGUGAAGUGGUUUUGUCAGUGAAUGCAGCAAAGAUUUUAAUAUUGUUCAAUCAUUUUGGUAAAAGUCACUAUUUUCAAGGAAAAGCAUUAGGCCAUGGCCUUGCUAGAGCUGGCCAUGAAGUGACUAUGGUUAGCGUGUUUCAGGAUAACAAGAAAGUCAAGGGGUACAAAGAAAUUUAUCUCGAUGGAAUUUUGGAGAGCUUAGGAAUGGAAACGAAUUUCGUAAAAGUUCCCAAAAUGUCAUCUAUGCGUAUGCUGGCUAUGUUUCAUCCUUAUUCUUUAAACUAUACUGAAAGUACACUCCAGCAUCCUAAGCUUCAAGCUUUGAUGAAAUCUGAUGAAACAUUCGACGUCAUAAUACUAGAAGAACUGACAAACGCAGCACUGAAGGCACUCUCUUGGCAUUUCAAAGCUCCACUAAUACUCUUCUGUCCCUUUGCACCACAUACUCCUGUCCAUAUUUUAGCGGGAAACUCUGCACCUCCAGCCUAUGUUGCUAACACAUUUCUUGGUUAUACCCAUUUCAUGACUUUCUGGGAAAGAUCAGUAAACACGUUCACCUAUAUAUUUGAGAUGUUGUUUUAUCAUUGGGUGACAACUCCAGCACAGGAAGAUCUGAUGAAAAAAUAUUUCCCAGAUUCGCCCGAUUUAGCGGAUAUCGAUAAAAAUGUUUCUCUUUUUUUAAUCAAUGACCACGAAAGUAUUAACUCGCCCAUUCCGCACGUUCCAAAUAUGAUCAAUAUUCUAGGCUUUCACCUUCAAGAUAAAACUGAAUUGCCCACUGAUUUGAAGGAGUAUAUGGAUGCAGCAAAAGACGGUGCGAUAUUAUUCAGCUUUGGUUCAUUUAUACAUCCAUCAGAAAUGGAUCCUAAAAUUAAGCAAGCUAUUAUCAAAUCUCUCGGUAAACUAAAGCAGAAAGUAUUAUGGAAAACUGACGAAGAAAAUUUCACUGGAAAACCUGCUAAUAUGAAGCUCAGUAAAUGGGUCCCACAAGAAGCAAUUUUGGCUCACCCUAAUUGUAAGCUAUUCAUUACUCAUGGUGGUUUUCUAAGUACUAUUGAAACUAUUUACCAUGGAGUCCCGAUUUUGGCUGUUCCUUUUAUCGGAGAUCAGGACUUAAAUUCUGGUAGAAUGGUAGAAUUAGGCGUCGGACUUAAAACAGAAUUCAGUGAAAUAACAGAAGAAAAGUUAGACUAUCUUUUAAGUCAGCUGCUUAACAAUAAAAAGUACAGCCAGAAUGCCAAGAAGAGAUCUAAUUUAAUUCGAGAUCGCCCUGUCAAACCUAUCGAUCUUGCAGUGUAUUGGGUUGAGUAUGUAAUCAGAAACAAAGAUCUGUCUCAUAUGCGAGUUGCUGCUCUUGAACUAAGGUGGUACCAGUAUCUCCUGUUAGAUGUUAUUUUAGUUUGGGGUUUAGGUGCCUUGGUUGUGAUAUUUAUUUUAUUACUAUUUAUUUAUUCACUGUACUACUACACUGUUUACUCCAUUUUAAAGAGUUUAUUUUGUAAAAAAGAAAAAGUAAAAACGAGUUUUUUUAAACUGCUGGUCUUCGCCAAAAAUAUGCGCUUCAAUAUAAAUUUUGUUUUACUUUUAUUUUGUAAUGGACUGGGAACUCUAUAUUCAUCAAAAAUCCUACUAGUGUUUAGUUACUUUGGGAAAAGUCACUACUUUCAAGGAAAAGCUUUAGGGCAUGGUCUUGCCAGAGCUGGUCAUGACGUAACGAUGGUCAGCGCUUUUCAAGAUCACGAAAAGGUUAAGGGAUACAAAGAAAUUUAUCUGGAUGGAAUAGCGAGUAAAUCAGGCAUGGACACUAAUUUCCUAACCUGUUCGGAUAAUUCAACGACACAAAUGAUGCUUGCUUUCUAUCAAGCCGGCUUAAACUACGUAGAAUUAUCACUAGGACAUCCCAAAUUUCAAGAGUUGUUAAAAUCAAAUGAAAAAUUUGACAUUGUUAUUGUAGAAGAUCUGAUAUGUCCACCUCUUAAAGCCGUAGCUUGGUAUUUUAAUGCUCCGUUAGUACUCUUCAGUCCCUUUGCUCCCUUAUCAACUUUUCAUGCGAUGGCAGGAAAUGUAGCUCCUCCGUCAUAUGUAGUUAACACUUUACAAGGAAAACCACGAUUUAUGAACUUUUGGGAAAGAUCAUCCAAUAUGUAUACAUAUCUAUUUGAAAUGCUCUACGAACAUUUUAUACUUUAUCCAAAGCAUGAAACUAUUAUGAAGAAAUUCUUUCCUGGCUGUCCAGACAUGGCAACCGUUGACAAAAGUGUUGCUCUAUUUUUAAUUAAUGAUCACGAGAGUGUUACUGCUCCUAUACCUCAUGUACCCAAUAUGGUUAAUAUUUUAGGCUUUCACAUCAAAGACAAAAACGCAUUGCCUAAGGAUCUGCAAGAAGAUAUGGAUGCAGCCAACAAUGGUGUAAUAUUAUUUAGCUUUGGUUCAUUUGUGAAGCCAGCACAAAUGGAUCCACAAGUUAAAAGCGCCAUCUUGAAUUCGUUGGGAAAACUGAAUCAAACAGUAUUAUGGAAAACCGAUGAGGUCAAUAUUCCCGGUAAACCGGAAAAUGUAAAAUUGUAUAAAUGGCUUCCACAAACAGACAUUUUGGCUCACAAAAACUGCAAACUAUUCAUAACUCACGCCGGUUUUAUGAGUACAAUCGAAACUAUUUACUACGCAGUUCCAAUCUUAGCCAUACCAUUCCUGGGAGACCAGAGAACAAAUACAAUAAGGAUGAUGGAAAUGGGCAUCGGACUAACUACAGAAUUAGAGGAUAUUACAGAACAAAAACUCGAUUUUAUGUUACAUCAACUUCUUUACAAUAACACGUACCAGAAAAAUAUUCAAAGGAGGUCUGCACUGCUGAAAGAUCGACCUGUUAAACCAAUGGAUCUAAUUGUCUAUUGGGUGGAGUAUGUUAUUCGGCACAAAGAUCUCUCCCAUAUGCGAGUAGCCGGUCUCGAACUCACUUGGUACCAGUACUUACUUCUAGAUGUUAUCUUAGCCUGGACUGUAGGAGUUCUAAUUGUGCUAUUGAUAAUAUGUUAUAUUUUAAAGCAUUUGCUGAGUAUGUUUACACGAACGAGAAAACUGAAAACCAAUUAAAUAUUUUACUAGCAA
Messenger RNA from Diabrotica virgifera virgifera (western corn rootworm), 3191 nucleotides. RefSeq lists its product as uncharacterized. The transcript is spliced from 10 exons. Gene Ontology annotation, molecular function: UDP-glycosyltransferase activity. The record is from RefSeq and is a predicted model, not a curated record. Lineage: Eukaryota; Metazoa; Arthropoda; Insecta; Coleoptera; Chrysomelidae. The coding region runs from base 45 to 3176 and encodes 1043 amino acids.